This is a messenger RNA of Scatophagus argus, 3042 nucleotides long. It is a transcript of the gene tm6sf2b, whose product is annotated as transmembrane 6 superfamily member 2b. Gene Ontology annotation, biological process: regulation of lipid metabolic process; lipid homeostasis. NCBI's taxonomy places the organism in Eukaryota, Metazoa, Chordata, Actinopteri, Scatophagidae. The coding region runs from base 1784 to 2929 and encodes 381 amino acids. Gene Ontology annotation, cellular component: endoplasmic reticulum-Golgi intermediate compartment membrane; endoplasmic reticulum membrane. The record is from RefSeq and is a predicted model, not a curated record. The transcript is spliced from 11 exons.
UUCAAAUCACCUGGUCCACAUCCAAACAGAUAACUAUUGCACAAACUGUAUUUCAUUUUAGAUGCUAAGUGGAGUACAUGUUCAUCUUCCUCCUGUAGGUUGCUGUCCCAUUUUGGCAUCCAUCUGUCCAUUUCACGUUAUUGAACGACAAUGCUGGAAGAGCUCCAGUUGUUUCCAGCAAACACAAACUGCCACUGCUUUCCUGGUAUAGCAGUCCCCCCUUUUCCCAACAAAGGAGGAUGGUGGGAAGUAAAGUGGUGUGUGUUUGUGUGUGUCUGUGUCUGUGAGUGCGUGUGUGUGCCAUGAAAAAUACUGGCAGCAUUGUGAUUUUGUUUUCCCCGUCUGAUAUUGUUACAUACAUCCUGGCACAUUUUGAUUACACUUUUAUAAGCCAUCAUUGAGGACAAUAUCAGUUAAGACCAGCAUUGCGCUUGAGCUUUCACAGCUUCACUGUAACAGACCACAACACCCACAAUAACAGCAGAUACCUGGGAUGUACCAGUUCUUAGCACAAUGAGACAAUUCUGAUAAUAUUUUAAAUAAAAAGCAUAUAUAAUGUUUUGUCUCCAAAGGACUGUAAUUCCACUAAUCUGCUUUUUCAGUUUGAAUUUGGCGCCCCCUACUGGAAUAAUACUACAUACACGAGGUUUGUAGUCUUGGCUGCUUGAGCAAUUUUGAUCAUAAAUGAGGAAGGUCCACAGAAUUGUCUUACUUCUUAUGUCAGAGCCAGAGUGGUUUGCUUUAACUGUGUUCCUGACAGAAAGCAGGUUAGCUCCUGUAAAUGAGAUAGAUAGAUAGAUAGAUAGAUAGAUAGAUAGAUAGAUAGAUAGAUAGAUAGAUAGAUAGACAGAUACUCUGUACAUGCACACGUAUUUCAGAGGACAAGCCUGAUGCAUGUCAAAGACUUCCUCAGGAGAGAAGCAAAACUCAAACUGUUGGUCAGUUUGAAUGAUGGUAUAGUAAACCCCUCUGCAUUUGUUGAGCUUUUCUGGACCUAUCAAAAUCUCUUUUAAUAGAUUGACAUUUUCAUAUAUUUAUAUUUAUAUGUAGCCCUCUCUCCUCCUGUGGUCUUCCCUUCUCUUCUGCUUUUCUUCUACCUUUCUUAUCCUUUUCUUGUCUCUCUUCUUUUAACAAUUCAUAAUAUAUAAUCAUAAAAUUCUAAUUUUCUUUAAACUUUGCAAAAACUAUCACAAUCAACAGUCACAUAGUCUUAUUACACUUUUUAAUAAAUUUGAAAGUAUCACAGAAAUAUUGUCUGACAUUGAUUAUACCUACCCACAGCUGUUGAACAACCACAGCAAUUAGUAUUUUGAACACUGGUGAGUGAUUGGCUGUCAAAGCAUAAGAAUAUUGUGUGUGUGGUAGUCAGGAGUUAGGUGUGUGUGUGUAUAGAGGGGAUUAUGCCUUGGUUUCCGUUUCACCUUUGGCACUGCCCAUAAAGAUAAUAUUGUAGUCACAUCCAUCCAUUUCAUACACAUUGUUAGUAUUUGUGAGUAUACUAUAAACAACACACAAUACACUCAUUUCAUAAGAGUAACUUAAAAUUGCAUUGCUGUAUAAAGAGGAAUGUAGGCCUAUUCUCUAAUACGAUUUAUGUAAAUCUCUGACAAAACCAAAUUGCAUAACUUUUCCCCCAAAAGCUUCUUUGUCUCCACUUCAUUGUUUUCCCAGUAAAGGCCAUGCGUGCCUCAGACCAGCUGUAAUUUGAUUAAUCCACCAAAAGGGUAGCCAGACGCAAUCCUGUGGAUUCUGUAGGGAGGGGAAAAGACCAGCAUUUGAAGAGAUGGAGACCUUAGUCUUUCUGUUUUCAUUUACUGCUCUUGGUAUUCUUUAUGCCAUGAACACCAUUCCUGAGUUUCAAGAGCCCUAUGUGAUCUUGGAGAUUGGUGUUGCUGUGUUGGUGAUUGUUUUUCUGUUUUACUUCCUCAUCACUCGUGGCAACCCACCUAAAGACGCCUUAUUCUUUGUUUUUGCUGAAUUUUCCUUUACUUGUGUGAUUGACCUGACAAGCGCUUUGGAGUAUGAUGGCAUUAUCUCCGGCUUUAUGGAAUUCUACCAAAAGACAGGAGAGCCCUAUCUGGGAACAGCCUAUGCUAUCAUGAUGUGUUACUGGGAUGGGAUAGCACACUUUAUCAUGUACCUGGUGAUGAUCAGCAGGAUAACAGACAGGAAAGCCUACCGUACCUUAGGUUUGUUCUGGGCAGGCUCUCUGUGUGCCAACAUGAGUGUGUUUAUUGCUGGGAUAGUGACAGGGAAAUAUGGAUCAGAGAUCCAACCAGCCUUCUGGCUCAACUUUCUCUUCCUUCUGAUGCCUGUAUGGGGAGCUAUCACGUUAUUCACUAAGCCUAAGGACAGACCAUUGAUCGGUGGAUACAAUGCCCAGCACGCUCAGAGCAUGAAACUGAUCUGGCGUCCCUUGGAUUUGAUCCUGGUGUUGCUUCUGUUAGCUGCCAUGGCCUUCACCAUCCUCAGAGGCUUGGUGGCUCUGGACUCUCCACUAGAAGCCUGUUCUAUCUACCUGAGGCACUAUGAGCCAUACCUGAAGGAUCCUGUGGGCUACCCUAGGGUUAUGAUGCUGCACUUGUUCUUCUAUGGACUACCUCUGUUGGGUGCAUUUGUGUAUGGGCUCCUCAAGCCUGGGUGCACAUGGAUGUCAGACUGGACUAUGUUCUUCGCUGGAGCUGUUAUCCAGUGCCAGUGGGCCCACAUCGGGGGGUCUCUCCACCCUCGUACUACAGCUUCGUUUCGUAUUCCAAAUGAUGCUUUCUGGUCUGUGCUGGCAGCUAACUUGCUUUAUGCAGCCACUCCCAUCCUGGUGGCCUUCCGGGUUCACAGUAACCCCUAUUUCUUCUUGAAGAUCGCUCCUUUUCCUGGGCAGACAGGAUUGCCAAACAGCGAGGAGAAAGAUACCAAGUACAAAGACAAAUAAUUAAAGAAUCCUUAACCUUGUCUUCCCUUUUAGUUCUAGUUAAUUGCUUGAUGAUUCAUGAAAAUCUGUUUUAUUUCAAAUGCCAUAUUUCGAAAUGCCAUAAUACAAGAUUA